Perca fluviatilis (European perch) is the source of this 2841-nucleotide messenger RNA. RefSeq lists its product as uncharacterized. NCBI's taxonomy places the organism in Eukaryota, Metazoa, Chordata, Actinopteri, Perciformes, Percidae. The transcript is spliced from 3 exons. Bases 304 to 1671 code for a protein of 455 amino acids. The record is from RefSeq and is a predicted model, not a curated record.
CCUUUUUUCCUUUUUUCUUCUUUUUUGCCAUUUGCCUGAGUGACCGAGGACCCCCUUGAAAGGGGAAGUGGUGGCCUCCUCUUUAGCCGUGCGGUUUGCAGCAACCCCGGGGACCGACCUGACAAGCAGACCUUUGAUCCUCCAGCUGAGCGGAAACCUCUGUGACCAAGGCAGAAGUGGCUGCUCGAGUAAGAACAAGGAGUACGGAACACAGAACAACUGAUCAGCCUGAAACGAAAUAGGGACAAUGGAGAAUGGAACUAACCAGACCAAUUCUUCUGGAAAAUUGGGGGAAGACACACGAUGCUGGCUGGGGGUGGAGAAUCAGUGAGCGACAGUGGAACUGAUGCCGUCCUGACACUCUGUCCCAUCGAAGACUUGAGCCUCGGCAGAGGGAGGGACGAACCAGAGAGUUGCAGUUCCAGUGAGCCCAGUCUCGAGUGGUCUCCAGGGCGUGACAUCCUGAGCCUCGAAUCCAGCAGUGGAGGAGGAGGGACUUGCAGCCCCGGAACCGGAGGAGAGUCUUUCGGGGGGUUGGGGAGUGAGGACUUCCCCCUCCAGCGAGGGCAUAUCCUGGUGGCCAGCCCCGUGGUGAGUGAGACCGAGGGAGAGGCUGAUGGAGGGGAUGUUGCAGAUUGGAUCGGAGCUGAAUACUUUGAGCUCAGGGAGUCGAUCCGUAAUCCCAGUUUUGGAGAAGAGGAAGAUAUGUGGGCUUACAUGAGCAGGAAGCAGAAAAAAGGGAGGAAAAAGAGGAUGAAGCGUAUUGGGGCGCCUGGAUUACUUCUGCAAGCCGGGCUUGUUGGUACCGGCCGGGAGUCCGCUCGGACACUGGCUCGGGGCGCUCAACCAACUGUUGACCCGGUAGCAGGUGCGUCAAUCAUGGCCCAAGAUCCCCCGCGCUGUUCCUUGCCCACUUUUUUAAUGCCGACUGUCUCUGAGCCCCCUCCCCGGCCUGCCUCUCCUGUGUGUCCACCACUGCAUGCUGCUACUGGUGACCUGCCAAUGCAGACCGUUUCCGAGACUCCUCCCCGGCCUGCUUCUCCUGUGUGUCCGCCACUGCAUGCUGCUACAGGUGUCCUGGUGCCGCCGACUGCUGCUGAAAUGAUGGAUACUGCAAACCUGGUGCUGCCGACUGAUGCUGAGGUGACGUCUACUUGUGCUGAGGAUCCUGGGGCCAGCGUGUUGGCCAAUCCGAGCAACAAAAAGAGAAAGAGUGAGCAUGGCCAUGUUCACUUUGUGAUCCCGGACAGGGUGACCAGAGGUACUCAGACUGAUCCUGUUUUGAUCUCUGCCUACCCCGGGGCCCAUGAUUCCAAUGGGCCCUUUUUUAAGAUUUUUCGGUGUAGGUUGAUAUAUGGACGAUUGAAGAGAACGAAGAUUCACCCUCAAUCCACUGGAAACCCGGGCGUGUGGAAACUGUUCACACACAUCAGGCCUGGGUGUUUCCGAGACUCAUGGUUGGUGGCCCUGACCCAGGACAAUGCAAUAUCCUAUGUUGAAGGGGCCACACUCCUGAGAUCUGUGGAAGCUGUUUCUUUUGAUAACGACGCUGGCUAUAUCCCUGUGCGGAAGGACUGGUAUAUAUCUCCCGGGACCAACAAGCAGUUCCUGGUGUUAUCAGACUAUGGUGGGAACAUACUGGUGAUUAUCCUGGAUAGAAGCACGCUCUAAACAUUGCAUUAUUUUGUGUUUUUGUAUUUUCAUGGGAGGGUGUUGAACGAGAGUAUGUGAAAAUUCAAAAAAAAUAUUAAAAACUAUAUUCCUGCCUUUUGAAAUAUUAUUGCCUUUGAAAUAUUCCUGAUUUUUGAAAUAUUUUUGCCUUUUUGAAAUGUAUUGGUAUUAAUGCAAAAGAACAGCUAAAACUAUACUUCUGCUUUUGACAUGAAUUAACCCAAAAACAGCUGAAACAGCUGAAACUAUAAUGCUGCCUUUGAUUUUGGUUUAUGAGUGCUAAUGUGCCUUUAGAAAUACAAUCAUGCUAAGUUUUUGUGAUACUGAUAUUACUAUAAACAUGCUUAGAAACAUUUUAGUGUGAGUUACUGUGUGAAGCUGCCUGUUUGACCCUGCAGUCAGAAAGAGGAAGUGUCUGCAAGAGGCCUUGGCUGCACAAGUAGUUUUGCGUAACUGUCUAUCUGAACCUGCACAGCUGCAAAAGAGGAAGUGCUGUUGGGGCCUUGUAUACAUGCACUUGAGGGGUUAGGCUCUUGAUGCACACCAGAGGUGAAAAAGGUUACUGCUUUGACCUAUUGAUCAAUGCAGUUGAAAUGAGCAGUUAGAUUGUAUGUUAGAUAGCAACAUGCAUAUGUAUAAAGGAAAUAUUGUCAUAUGAGAUGGUUUUACGUAUAUCCAACCUGAUGCUUGCUUUAAGACUGUAUUAGCAUGUAAGGUGAAUCGAAUGUGUUAAAACACACCUCGCUGUGAUGGGGGGUUGAACCCCAAGAAAUGUACAUAUAAAAAUGGGUGCUUUGUCAGAAAGCUCGCCCGCUCGAUCCCUUGGGUUUGUUUUCUGUUUUGACCAAGACUCUGUCUUAUAGUAAUUUUUGAGUGAUUGAACUCUGUUCAUUUUUUCAUUUAUUUUGUUUGCUUGUUAACUUUUUGCUUUUUCAAAAAAAAUAAUAAAACCACCUGUGUUCGUCUUGAGCAAGUUGACCCAAAAGGCCUUGUGAGUAGGGUUGGGUACCGAAACUCGGUGCCGAUAGGGAACCGGUGCCGACGUAAACGGUAGUAACGAGACCGAAUAAGAACGAAAGUUUCGGUGCCUCAUUUCGUUUCAACUGUCACAUCGUUCCACAACAUUCAUGUUAUUCCCUCACCGUCGGAUAUCGACGAAAGAAAAAAACA